Molecule: messenger RNA, 441 nt
Organism: Oreochromis aureus
Lineage: Eukaryota; Metazoa; Chordata; Actinopteri; Cichliformes; Cichlidae
Product: digestive cysteine proteinase 1-like
Exons: 5
Coding region: 1-441 (146 amino acids)
Biological process (GO): immune response
Cellular component (GO): lysosome
Molecular function (GO): cysteine-type endopeptidase activity
Source: RefSeq, a predicted model, not a curated record
AUGCAUACAUUGCACAAGCAUCACAUUGGGAAGACAGGUCGGAACAAGUUGGAAGGCUUUAUUAAAGGAUUGUAUGAUGAGCCUGCAUGCAGCAAUGAAACGUACUCCCAUGCUGUGCUGGUUGUGGGUUAUGGUACUGAGAAUGGAAAUGACUACUGGCUGGUCAAGAACAGCUGGGGUAUUAACUGGGGAGAGCAGGGAUAUAUUAAGAUGAGCAGGAACAAGAACAAUCAGUGUGCAAUUGCUACUAUAGCAAGCUACCCUCUGGUCUCAAGAGGCGGUCCUGCACUUUCCUCAGUGAGGUGGAAACCAGUGGUGCUUAUUUUCUUUAUGUAUUUAAUUAGUGUGAGUUCACAGCAACAGUGGCCUCAAGCCCUUUCUGUCAACAGAGAGAAACCUCCAGCAGAACAAAGUUCAGGGAGUGACUGCAAUCUGCCUUGA